AGAGAAAUGCUGGUGAUUAAACCAAAACUGGAAGGAGUUACAGUUGUUAAUGGGAGCUAAGUUUAAUUACCCUUUCCCAGAAAACCUGCAACAUGGUGAUGAUAUAGUCCCAAACAAAAAUUCUCCUUAAUUGACAUAACAGGAAAGUAACUUCAGUGAGCAAUUAUGCUGAUGUCCUGGGCUGGCACAUGUGUGUGCCACAAAUAUAUCUUGUACUUCCUGCAAAAUUCUUUUAAGUAGCUAUAAGGAAGACAUUAUUUUUUUCCUUUUUUCUUUUUUUUUUUUUUCAGUGGCUCACGAGAACUAAUCACUUACUUGAGGCUCUUUUUGAGGAAAACAAUGGAACAAAACAAUGCCUUUUUGUAAGACCUGCCAAAGCACAAAGGAUGCAUGGGAUGUUUUUUUUCUUUGUUGCUUUUGUCAGCAGGAAGUUUUGUUGUUGGAAACGACUAUAACAUGCACUGUCCUUGCUCUACGUAAUCGCUGUCUGGUCCUGCAAGCCGGGUCUUGUCAAGCUGCCUCAUCCAACUGGCACAGGCACCGCUCUGCUUCACUCUGUGGGCUUUGCUCAGCCCGGAGUGUCCUCACACUUAACGCUCCAUCCGGGCUGAUGCACAAUAAACAAACUUCAGGACUCGGGUGGUCCAAUGAUUGCUGGGUUUGAGCAGGACUGAAGCAGUGAGAAUGGAAACCACGAAGAUCAACAUGUCCCGUGUCCCUCUGGUGAACGGAGGCAUCGACUCUGCCAUGCUCAAGGCGCACAAGCCCCGGGUGAUGUCCAAAAGCGGCCACAGCAACGUGCGCAUCGACAAAGUCGACGGCAUUUACCUGCUCUACCUCCAGGACCUGUGGACUACAGUGAUAGACAUGAAGUGGAGGUACAAACUCACCUUGUUUGCUGCUACUUUUGUCAUGACCUGGUUCCUCUUCGGGGUUAUCUACUACGCCAUCGCGUUCCUCCACGGCGAUUUGGAGAUGAGCAAGUUCCCCCCGAAGCGCGAGCCGUGCGUCAAGAACGUGGACUCUCUGACUGGGGCUUUCCUCUUCUCCCUGGAGUCACAGACAACCAUUGGCUAUGGGUUCCGUUUCAUUACAGAGGAGUGUCCCCACGCCAUCUUCUUGCUCGUGGCCCAGCUGGUCAUCACCACCCUGAUUGAAAUCUUCAUCACAGGUACCUUUCUGGCCAAAAUCGCGAGACCUAAAAAAAGGGCAGAGACCAUUAAAUUCAGCCACUGUGCCGUCAUUACUAAGCACAACGGAGAACUUUGCCUGGUGAUCAGAGUGGCAAACAUGAGGAAGAGCCUCCUGAUACAGUGUCAGCUGUCUGGGAAGCUCCUCCAGACAUACGAAACCAAAGAAGGGGAGAGGAUCCUGCUGAACCAAGCCAGUGUCAAAUUCAACGUCGACUCCUCCUCGGAGAGUCCGUUUCUCAUUUUGCCUUUAACCUUCUACCACAUUUUGGAUGAGAGCAGCCCCUUGAGAGACCUGACACCUCAGAAUCUCAAGGAGAAGGACUUUGAGCUCGUGGUGCUCCUGAAUGCCACGGUGGAGUCCACCAGUGCUGUCUGCCAGAGCAGGACUUCCUACAUCCCCGAGGAGAUCCACUGGGGCUACGAGUUCGUGCCUGUGGUUUCCCUCUCUCCAAAUGGAAAGUACGUUGCGGAUUUCAGCCAGUUCGAGAAGAUCAGGAGGAGCACAGAUGCUACUUUUUACAGCAUGGACUCUGAAAAGCAAAAACUAGAGGAGAAAUACAGGCAGGAGGAUCAGAUGGAGAGGGAACUGAGAACAAUGUUGUUACAGCAGAGCAAUGUUUGAUUGAAUGGACAAACUAUUCUGAUUAAUCCUUUUUGCAAACUGAAAAAAGACCCAUACUCUGUGCUGUAUGUCUGCCAUGAAACCAGCAGGGGAGUCCUUUUUUAGCUUUGGUGCACAGUAAAUCAAUCCCUUUGGCCGAGUGGUUAAUCAAUUAUUUUUUAAUUAGGCAGGAUUUCUCUGUGCACCAUCACGACUUAGCAAAGUCGCAUUUAUGCUAAGUCUGUGCCUUCUGCCACCACUAAAAGCAGACACAACACUUUCCUUUUGGAAAGUGAAACUGGAUGCACUGUGCUGGUUCCUCCAAAUAUUUAUUUGUCGUGGUUUUACUGUGAACAUGCACUCGCAGAGGCGGCACACAGCACUGCUCCUUUAAAAUACCUAUAUUUAAAAUGUAUAUUCUUGUACCAGGCAUUGCCUCCCGGGGGAUUCCCGGCACUGAAAGUAAGUUGAGCGGAAGAGAAAAGCGGUUGGAUGUGGGAAGAGCCUGCAGGGAGGGGUUAAAAUCCUUAAAUCUUGAAGGAGGGUGACAGAGUAGUGCUGGGUGGAGAGGAAGAGAACUCGCUCUCUGUCUCUGCUGCUCAGAGCUUGUUUUGUGAUUGUUUUAUGAUCACUCACUUUUUUAACCUUGCUAAUGCCUGAUUUAUAUAUAAUAGCAAAACAUGAGGGAGAUAAGGGCAAGAUGCACAGAAUCACAACAGUGAUCAACUAAGGUUACAGCUGGCUUUGAGACACCUGUUUUUUAUCCAGUGUAAAUAGUUUGUAGCAGCAGCAUAACAAUACAGUUCUACAGAUUGCUUGCUUUGCUAUGGACCAUAUUUAAUUCUGGUUAAAAGAAAGCUGUGUAACGUCUGUAGACAAUAUUUACUGUUUUUUUUUCUGGCAACCAUAAAGGACAAGCAUUCCUUUCAUCCAUUUCAUUUUUUUUGGUCUAACUAAAACCAUUCCAUUAAUAAAGGAAUUAAAUUCGA
Molecule: messenger RNA, 2783 nt
Organism: Pseudopipra pipra
Lineage: Eukaryota; Metazoa; Chordata; Aves; Passeriformes; Pipridae
Gene: KCNJ15
Product: potassium inwardly rectifying channel subfamily J member 15
Exons: 2
Coding region: 685-1815 (376 amino acids)
Biological process (GO): potassium ion import across plasma membrane; regulation of monoatomic ion transmembrane transport
Cellular component (GO): plasma membrane
Molecular function (GO): inward rectifier potassium channel activity
Source: RefSeq, a predicted model, not a curated record